AGAUGUUUACCACUGCCCCCUGACAUGGGACACGUGUCGCCUCGGUUGAUCCCCCCUCACGGCAGACCGUCAGACCGCAGAACACGUGUCGACUCCCCCUAUCAAGAUACGACACGUGUCCCCCGAAUCUAAGGUCGCUCCUUGCCCAUUCAUUUCGCAACACGUGUCGUGUCUACAGUGCGUCCCCUAUAUAAUUCCCUACAUCUCAACUGCCAGUUCCCCCCACGAGCCAGGACAGACAGUCCUCGCCGAAGAUGACCCCCAAUCAACGGCUCAGACGGAGCGGCGACGUGGCUGAUUCGGCCGAACCGGGCCUGGUCGACGAGCGGGUUCUAGUUCUUGUAUUCGAGUCGAUCAGCUGGGACCUUCAAUUGCUGUGCGUGGCGUCGGCGGUGAACCGGAAGAUCCGGGCCAUAGCGAAGCGGGUGCUCUGGCGGCAGCUCUGCAUGCACCGCGCGCCGCGUAUGGUGGCUUCGCUGAUGGGCGGCACCGCAGCGGCUGGUUCCGGUGGGAGGAUCGCGGGCGGUUGGCCCGCCUUGGCCAAGCUCAUGUUUUACUGCUGUGGAUCUGAUUCCAGCCGCCAUUUGCGGCUAGACCAGCGGCUGCCCGGACAUUUCGUAGAGACCUCCCGGUUCUCCAAGACCUCGGGGCAGAGCUUCCUCCCGAGGCGAUGCCGCGGCGACCUCCUCUACGUGUGCGAUCCGUGCGAGCACCAGAUGGGCAGCGAGGAGGAGGACUUGGGCGUGUACAGGGGAGUGUUCAAGGGGUUCAUGAACUCGAGAACUCGCGCGUGCCUGAUUUGGCGACAGGUGGCGCUCGAGGACAGGCCGUGCCCCUACUGUGGAGCCCGCGUGUGGAGCAUGACCACGGCACGACUCGUCCCGAGGAGCGCGGCCAGGAGGCUCGGGUCAGGGGAUGGACGGCUCGAGUACUUCGUGUGCGUGAACGGGCAUCUCCAUGGCACUUGCUGGCUCAUUCCCUUGUCUUCGGAUGAGGGCGAUCGGCACGACGAGGAGGAGGACGAUGAAGAGGAUGACGACGACGACGAAAGUGGCAACUGCAGCCAUAUCAAUGGUAUUCAGCGGACUGCAACAGAUGGGAGCACUAGCUCGACAGGGGAGGAGAUUGUUGGAUAUGGGUCACCGCAGAAUUACCAAUCGGCUUCCGGGACGGACCGCCAUUAGCAUCAGCAACGGGAUCAGAGGGGAUAGUACUAACAUGGUGAUUCUUCCUUUAAUGGAGCAUCGUCAUUCUUCGGCAGUAAUUACGUGAUGGAUAGCUUCGUCCGGGAAUUUUCGACGUCCCGAAGUUAUGGCUGCUAUGGGAUUAUUAUGGAAUGUCAUGUGUGGCCAGGGGUCGUAAAGAUUGUUGGAUCUAAUUUUGGUUGCUAAUUGAAUAUUGAAUGGAAUGGAAAGGGAUUUGAAUGAUUUGGGACUAAUGCAGGGGAUAUGCUGUACAUAGAUUUGAUUUAAUAAUUGAUGAUCUCCUUUUCCCUUUCUUGUA
This is a messenger RNA of Punica granatum (pomegranate), 1503 nucleotides long. The record is from RefSeq and is a predicted model, not a curated record. NCBI's taxonomy places the organism in Eukaryota, Viridiplantae, Streptophyta, Magnoliopsida, Myrtales, Lythraceae.